AUGCUGUUUGGAGAGGGCUCAACGCUGGGGAGAAGAUCCACGCGGGUCGAGGCCCAGCAGCGGCAGCAGCAGUAUGCCGCAGAGCUGCGGGCGCAGGUGGCCGCCAAGGAGCAGCAGCGGCAGAGCGAGCGUGCCCACAGCCUGCGCCAGUCGGUGACUCUUCUGGAGCUGCGCCAGGCAGCGCCGUCGGCGGUGCUACCUGGGGGUGCCGCCGUUGGCUCCGCCCGCGGCGUCUUUGUGGCUGGCGCCGCCAUGCCGCUGCCAUCCCAGGCGCAGCAAACACGGGCAGGAGCAGGGGCCGACUGGUCGGCGCAGCACAGCGGCCCGCCGCAGGGCCAGCAGCAGCAGCGGGCAUCUUGGGGCUGGCAGCCGCAAGCGGGGCCUCCACCCCCACCAGACAUGGAGGAGCGAGGUGGAGCUGGGCUGGCACCGACGAUGUCGAGGCAGCUGCCGCCCCUGCAGCAGCAGCAGCAGCAGCAGCAGCAGCAGUCCUACAUGCAGCAGCAAGGCUGUGCAGGCGGCCACGGCCAGCAGAUGUACAGCGCCCCUUCCUGGCAGAUGGGCCCGCCGCAGGAACAGCCGCCCCAGCCGCAGGCCCUGCCGCUGCAGCCGCCAUACGGCACGAGCAUGCAGCACCAGAGCGCGUCCUUGGAAGCUCCCAUGCCGCCUCCAGGCUGGCAGCCACCGGUAGCGCAAGCACCGUUUGGAAAUGACCUGCAGCCGCCCACAGCCCGGCGCCGCAGCCUGCGGCAGCCCAGCACCUCAGGCCCUCCCGGGCUGCCACCCUGGGCUGCGCAGCCCGGGACAGCAGGCAGCGGCAGCCCUGCGCCCAUGCUGCCAGGAGCGGGAGGUGCAAGGGCCAAUGGAGGCCUGGCGUCCAUUGGCGCGGGAAGCAGCCAGGGCACGGCCAGGGAGGCUGAGGGGCGGAAGCAAGCGGAAUACAAGGCAGACCUCGAGCGCCAGAUGCAGCUAAAGCAGGAGCGCCAGCGCCAGGAGAAGGCGGCAGAGCAGGCGACGGAUGCGCGCAAGGCCAGGGAGGCACACGCUAUGCUGCAGCGCGCCGCCCUGGGCGGGUACGGCGGCGGCGGCGGGCCGUUGCGGGGCGCGGAUGGCCGCCCCAUCACAGACCUCAACAGGGUGCGGCAGUUCCAGGCGCAGGCGAUUACGGCUGAGCAGGCCGCGACAGCGGUCAGCCAUACGCCAGGCGGCAGGCCAGGCAGCAUCCCGGCACACUGGGGGCCUGAACCGGCUGUGGACAGGGCCAGCUGGCAAGCCCAGCCUGCCUUUGAGCCGACGCCGCAUGGGCAGCAGCAGCAGCACAUGCCUGCCGGCUAUCCUGGCCAGGAGCAGCCGCACCUACCUCAGGCGCCAGGCUGGCCCAGCCAAGAGCAGAAGCAGCAGCAGGCGGCCCAUCAGCAGCCCUCGGGCUGGCCACCGGCAAGCCAGGCCUCCAUUCAAGCAGGCUGGCCCAACCAGCAGCCCCAGGUGCUGCCGGAUGCCGGCAGCUGGCAGCAGCGCGGCCCGCAGCAGCCAACCCAGCCGGGCAACCCCCAGCAGUUCCCUGCUCCUUCCGCAGCCAUGCCACCGCAGGCUUCCUUUCCCGGUGCUCCCCCUGCACCCCCACCAGCCACGCCAGGUGGCGGCUACGCCGGCGGUAGCUUCCUCACAUCGCCCGCCCCAGGCGUGGCGGGCGAGCAGGCGUUUGGGCGGCUGCGCUGGGACCGCCCCUACAUGACUGCCAGCGAGGCGGAGAAGCGGGCGGCAGCUCAGGCGGAGUUCAAGGAGGCGCUACGGCAGCAGAUGGAGGAGAAGGCGAGGAGGCGGUCAGAGGAGCUGCAGAGGUGGGCGAACGCAUGGGCUGAGGAGACGGGCGGGGGGACGCUGGAAUCUGGGGGCAUCACAAUCAAGUUCAAGCCGCCACCAGCGGGCAGGCAGCAGGUGGCGCAGGACAGGGAGGCGCAGCAGCGGCAGGCGGCCAGCGGGGCCAGCGCUGCUGCUGCCGGCCUGGAGCGGGAUGAGGCUGUGCCUGGGAUCGACAUACGGGUGAAGGCGCUGCCUCCCCCUCUGGCAGCACAGCAGCAGGAGCAGCAGCUGGCUGCCGCCUCCCCGCAGCCGGCCACUGAGGCGCCAUGGGCCACUGCAGCCCAGCAGGCUGGCCAGGCACACAUGCCGGCAAGUGCGCUGCAGGCCGGGCAUCAGCCCGGUGGCGCGGCGCUGCCGGGCGGAAAUGGGCAGCCGCCACCGCCGGGCCCACCGCCCCAGUGGCAGCAGCACAUGGUGCCCCCACCUGCCAUGCCGCCACCGUUGCCUGCUUGGCCAGCGGCGCCGCCAGCGAUGCUGGCAGAUCACGCCGCGCUGCUGCCACCGUGGGCCCUGCCGCCGCUUGCCCCAGCGCAGCCCCCAUCCCGCUCUGUGGCUCCUCCACCAUGGGGCACGCCUGGGGCGCCCCGCUACCUGCUGUCCCCGCUUGAGCAGCAGCAGCAGCAGCAACAGCAGCAGCAGUGGGCUGCGGCUAUGCCGCUGCCACCUGGCGGCAUGCCCUACUCGCUGAUGGCGCAGCCCUUUGGACCCAGCUCGGCAUUCAGCCCUCUGCCUCAGCAGGGCUUUGGCCCUGGCCCGCCGUUCGGCCCAGGACCACCGCAGCAUGCUGCGGCGCCACGCCCACAAGUGCCGCACUUUGAGACCAGCAGCGUGCUGAGCUUGAGCGACUCUCCCGCUGACAGGAUGCCAACACCUGCGGCACCCGCCCAGCCACAGAGCGGCCGGAAGCCCGACAUCAACGGCGGCUCCUCUGCCGCUGCUGUGUUGCACCUGCGGGAUGGUCCGGCAGAGGCUCCAAUGGCCAAUACCAGCACCCUGGUGUUCCCACCAGAGCCCAAGCUGGCGCCGCCUCGCAAGCCGCCGCCUCCACAGAAGCGGCAGGAGGAGGCACAGCUGCCUGCGCCUCAGAAGGCCCAGGAGCAGCAGCAGCAGCAGCAGCAGCCGGAGCCGGUUCAGCAGCACCAGCAGCCGCAGCACCCACAGCAGCAGCCUGCCCACCAUCACCAAACAUCUGCACCCGGGCAGCGGCCUGCCGCCGACGCCGGCCGGCCGCCGGCGGACAAGGAAGGUGUGCUGCCCUCUGCGCCCCUUGCUGGGGCGAUGAUGCAGUGGGACACACUGCUGCAUGACGUGCCUUUCAGCCGGCAGAACAGCGUGAUCAUGCCGCCGCUGCCAAGGGGGCGGCAGGCGGCGCCCGGUGCGCGGCGCGGCAGCUGGGCGGGCGCCCUGGCUUGA
Molecule: messenger RNA, 3276 nt
Organism: Chlorella variabilis
Lineage: Eukaryota; Viridiplantae; Chlorophyta; Trebouxiophyceae; Chlorellales; Chlorellaceae
Exons: 7
Coding region: 1-3276 (1091 amino acids)
Source: RefSeq, a predicted model, not a curated record